Messenger RNA from Penicillium bovifimosum, 1467 nucleotides. Its product is annotated as splicing factor ESS-2 family protein. The transcript has a single exon. The record is from RefSeq and is a predicted model, not a curated record. Gene Ontology annotation, cellular component: catalytic step 2 spliceosome. Bases 1 to 1467 code for a protein of 488 amino acids. Lineage: Eukaryota; Fungi; Ascomycota; Eurotiomycetes; Eurotiales; Aspergillaceae.
AUGGCCUCCUCUUCUUCGCAAGAGGUGGCCAAGAGGCCUGAUGGCCAGCUCAUGCCUCCCCCACCGCCCCCGAAGCGAGUCAAACGCCCCGCAACUGUCCUCAACGAAGACGUCUACACCAACGCUUUGUCCCACAUCAUCGCCCGCGAUUUCUUUCCCGGAUUACUCGAAAACCAGGUCAAGCAGGAGUAUCUGGAGGCCCUCGAAUCAAAGGACAAAGCAUGGAUUGGAAGUGCCAAAAGGAAGCUGGCUGAUGUCAUGCGCACGCCCACUCCGGGUUCAAAUAUGAGGCGAAAAUCAGAGCACGCAUCGGUCCCGGGCACACCGCAGCAUUUCCCGUCUACGCGACCUGAAGACACUCCACAUGGCUGGGGAGGGGAUACACCUAUGUCGGUUGUCUCGACUUCCACGACAGCCACCGAGACACCAGACUUGAAUAUUCCCGAUGUAUCAAAUAUGGGAUUGGUUGCCUUCCAAGCAAAGUAUACCAGCGAAGACAAUGAGGCCUUCAACAAGGUCCUUGAUAAACAGAAUGAGAAGAAGCGAGAGAAAUAUCCCUGGUUAUGGAGUGGGAACAAAAUACCCUCGGCACGCCAAAUUGCGCAUCACCAACGAGAAGCCAAGCGCAUCACAGCUCAAGGCGGAAACCCACAAAUGGGUCUCAUCAAACACGACGAACAUGCACAACCGGCUAUCAAGGCAGAUUUGGAUGCCCGCCCCGCAAGGCCUGACACGUGGAAAACUCGCCCAGAUAACACUCUUAUGUUUCUCCCUUCCUCAGUGGAGGACAGUCACGAGACACUGGCCCAGAAAGCUGAAUCGACGUCCCGAGCAGCACCCAAACGAACGCUCUACCAAAACACAAGGCUCUUAGACCCAAGUGCUGCCGCAGCAGCGGAUGCCGCGAAUUCCGUUCCCCCUUCGCCUUCCAUAUCCGCUAUCCAAGAUGCUAUCGCCGGCCGACCGCAUCUCAGCGAGUCCGAAGCCGCAUCGGCUUUCGCAGGAAGUGAAACUCCCAGGGUCAACGGAUAUGCCUUCGUCGAUGAAGACGAGCCUGAGCCGGAACCUGCCUCUGGCUCAGACGACAUGGAGGUGGACUGGCGCCUCCUCGGACCGAGCUCUGAAAAGCCCAACCCAUUCAAACUCGGCGAGACUGGCAAGCGCGAAGCCCUGCAUCAUCGCAUGGUAGACCGUGUGGCGCGGAACAAACGUGCUGAAAAGGCCGCCCGUGUCACGAAGACUCCUGUCUCGUUCACGCCCCGUUUUGCCAGUAGUCCCCGGUUAGACUAUGGGCUGCAGUCUACACCUGGAGCUAGUUCUACUAGCGGCUCUGUGUCUGGUGGGUAUUCUGGCAAGAUGCUUACACCUGCGGCGCAGAAGCUGCUACAGCAGGUCGGGCGGACGCCCAGGUCUGGAGAGAAGUCUGGACUGGGGAAUGUGUGGACACCGACACCUCGGCGAAAGUGA